Messenger RNA from Symbiodinium natans, 153 nucleotides. The record is from the annotation of a GenBank genome assembly. Lineage: Eukaryota; Dinophyceae; Suessiales; Symbiodiniaceae.
AUGCAGCAGACGGUUGCCCAGGCCAUGAUGGGCCGCUUGGCCAAGGAGAUGCGGAACUAUGCCAAGAUGCACAACCAAAGGAAGAUGCCCAAGUUGACUCAGAUGGACAUCGAUGGCAUCGUGGCUGGUGGAAAGGAGCCAGCUGCUCAGUGA